Thalassophryne amazonica is the source of this 1105-nucleotide messenger RNA. RefSeq names its product phytanoyl-CoA 2-hydroxylase (gene phyh). NCBI's taxonomy places the organism in Eukaryota, Metazoa, Chordata, Actinopteri, Batrachoidiformes, Batrachoididae. The record is from RefSeq and is a predicted model, not a curated record. Gene Ontology annotation, molecular function: phytanoyl-CoA dioxygenase activity. Bases 51 to 1052 code for a protein of 333 amino acids. Gene Ontology annotation, biological process: fatty acid alpha-oxidation. The transcript has 9 exons.
UUGGGGGGGGGGGUCGGUUUUUCCGUACGAUCGUUCUGGACGGAAAAAUAAUGUCUCAGCCUGCUAAAAGACUGCGAUUCUUAAUCAAUCAUCUGGAUCGAUCAGCGAUCGUCAGAGCUUUGCCAACAUCAGCUCAAACUGUCACCAACCAUCACACAAACAAGUUGAGGUACACUUUGGACAAUGACUUGCUGACGCCAGAAGAGAGACUCUUCUAUGAGGAAAAUGGCUUCAUCCUCAUCAAGAAUUUGGUAUCUGAAGAGGAUAUCAACAGGUUCAGGAAGGAAUUUGAACACAUCUGCCGACAGGAAAUUCAAGUUCCUGGUAUGACUGUGAUGAGGGACGUGGCCAUCGCCAAGUCUGAGUUUAUUCCUGAUGAGAAAGCCGUCACUAAGCUGCAGGACUUCCAAGAAGAUCCGGAGCUGUUCUGGUACUGCACCUUACCAGAGAUCCUGCAGUAUGUGCAGUGUUUCACCGGACCGAAUAUCAUGGCCAUGCACACCAUGCUCAUCAACAAACCACCAGACGCGGGUAAGAAGACGUCUCGUCACCCUAUGCACCAGGACCUGCAUUACUUUCCGUUCCGCCCAGCCGAUCGGAUCGUCUGCUCUUGGACGGUGAUGGAGAAGGUGAACAGGGAGAACGGCUGCCUGGUUGUCCUGCCGGGGACGCACACUGGCACACUGCUGGAGCACGACUAUCCUGAGUGGGAGGGUGGAGUGAACAAGAUGUACCACGGCGUGCGUAACUAUGACCCGCAGCACCCCAGGGUGCACCUGGAAAUGGAGAAGGGCGACACAGUCUUCUUCCACCCACUGCUGAUCCAUGGCUCCGGGAUGAACCGGACACAGGGCUUCCGCAAGGCCAUUUCCUGCCACUAUGCCAGCGCUAACUGUUAUUACAUCGAUGUGAAAGGAACCACGCAAGAAAACAUCGAAAAGGAGGUUAUGCAGCUCGCAGCCAAGAGGGUUCCUCCGGGCACAGAACUAAAGUUUGAGGACACAUGGGCCAUCCGAGGCCGCCUGGUGCAAGGAGAGAGGAUUUCGCUGUGACGACAAACUCACCGCCAUCAACGGAGACCGAUUUUCAGACAGACACUGAACCG